Trypanosoma rangeli is the source of this 1491-nucleotide messenger RNA. Its product is annotated as V-type proton ATPase subunit B, brain isoform. The record is from RefSeq and is a predicted model, not a curated record. The coding region runs from base 1 to 1491 and encodes 496 amino acids. Gene Ontology annotation, cellular component: proton-transporting V-type ATPase, V1 domain. Gene Ontology annotation, biological process: proton transmembrane transport; ATP metabolic process. Gene Ontology annotation, molecular function: proton-transporting ATPase activity, rotational mechanism; ATP binding. Lineage: Eukaryota; Euglenozoa; Kinetoplastea; Trypanosomatida; Trypanosomatidae. The transcript has a single exon.
AUGGUGGCACAUCAAGAAGAGGAAGUUCGUAUACUCUCGAAGCAGGAGUUGCUGGCAGAGCACAUCAAUGCGAUUCAAAGUGGUUACUUAGUCAAACCACGCCUGGAGUACACAACGAUUCGCGCCGUAAAUGGCCCGCUGGUCAUAUUGGGUGAUGUGCGUCUGCCGACGUUUGCGGAGAUUGUGAACAUUGAGUUAGCCGAUGGUACGCUUCGCCGCGGGCAGGUGUUGGAGGUGGAUGGCGACAAGGCUGUUGUUCAGGUGUUCGAGGGAACCUCCGGCAUCGACGUCAUGCGCUCGAGGUGCGAGUUUACUGGAAAAGUCAUGGAGAUUGGCGUCAGUGAAGAUAUGUUGGGCCGUGUCUUCAACGGCUCCGGUAUUCCUAUUGACAAUGGCCCCCCGGUGCUGCCUGAGCAGUACCGUGACAUUCAGGGUAUUCCCAUUAACCCACGGGCACGCGUAUAUCCCGAGGAGAUGAUUCAGACUGGCAUUUCGUCUAUAGACGUCAUGACUUCCAUCUCACGCGGCCAGAAGAUUCCACUUUUCUCUGGGGCUGGUCUACCACACAAUGAAAUUGCAGCCCAGAUUGUGCGUCAGGCUGGUUUGGUGCGAAAGGAGGGGAAACAGGAGGAUUUCUGCAUUGUUUUUGCAGCUAUGGGUGUGAAUCAAGAAACAGCUCGCUUCUUCCGUACCGAGUUUGAGGAGAACGGGUCUAUGGAAAAGACUGUGCUGUUCAUGAACCUUGCAAAUGAUCCUACCAUUGAACGCAUUGUGACACCACGGCUUGCCCUCACCACCGCGGAGUACCUUGCCUACGACUGCGGUAAACACGUGUUGGUGAUUCUGACAGACAUGAGUUCCUACGCCGAUGCCCUGCGUGAGGUGUCGGCGGCGCGUGAGGAGGUGCCUGGGCGCCGCGGCUUCCCAGGGUACAUGUACACGGAUUUAGCGUGCAUCUACGAGCGUGCCGGUCGUGUGCUGGGGCGCGCGGGGUCUAUCACGCAGAUUCCUAUUCUCACGAUGCCCAACGACGACAUUACGCAUCCAAUUCCGGACCUGACAGGUUAUAUUACGGAGGGCCAGAUAUACGUGGACCGCCAGCUGCAUAACCGGCAGUUGUACCCGCCCAUCAACAUUUUGCCCUCCCUCAGCCGACUGAUGAAGAAUGCCAUUGGCGAGGGGAUGACCCGCAAAGACCACGGCGGUGUCAGCAACCAAAUGUACGCCGCAUAUGCCAUCAGUCGCGACAUUUUGGCUAUGAAGGCGGUUGUGGGUGAGGAGGCCCUCAGCAGCGAGGAUCUCCUGCACCUUGAGUUUUUGGAGAAGUUUGAGAAGAAGUUUAUUUGUCAGGGCUUCUACGAGUCCCGCGAUGUGUUUCAAAGUCUUGAUCUCUGCUGGCAGCUUCUGCGCACCUUCCCGAAGGUGCUGCUCAACAAGAUUGACGCCAAAACACGGAACGAGUUUUACGAUCGCCAGCCUGAGCGGAAGUAG